UUGCAUGUCAGGUUUUGCAGAAAACAAAACAGAUAUGGCAUCUUUGAAAAUCUGCAAUAUCAGUGCUAUUCCCACUGGUUCUUCUUCAACCUCCCGAUCUUCAUCAAAUCACCCAAUUCCUUUCUCCUCCAAUCCAAUAACAACCACAACGACAAUAUUAUCCAUAAAAUCAGUCUUAUCUUCUUUCCACCACGCCACAAACUCUGUCCACCCAAUCCUCUCUUUUCACCGUAAACCCCACUUCUCAAUGCUUGCUUCAAAGAAGUCUAUAAUCAUUUCUUCGGCUAUGUCCUCUCUAUAUACAGAUAUGUCCAAGAGGAUCUUCCACCAGCUCUUGAUUCUACUUCAGACCCACCUCCACUCUUUGAUGGAACAACAAGGUUGUAUAUAUCUUAUACAUGCCCCUAUGCACAGCGUGUUUGGAUUACCCGAAACUGGAUUGCAGGAUAAGAUAAAACUGGUUCCCAUUGAACUCAAGAACAGGCCUGCUUGGUACAAGGAGAGAGUCUACCCACCAAACAAGGUGCCGGCAUUAGAACACAAUAAUGAAGUAAAAGGCGAGAGUCUUGACUUGAUCAAGUAUAUAGAUACUCACUUUGAAGGGCCUUCGCUUUUCCCCGAUGACCCUGCAAAGAGACAGUUUGCAGAUGAGUUAUUCUCCUAUAUUGAUACGUUCUACAAAACAGUGACUUCUUCAUUCAAAGGAGAGGGUACCGACGAUGGCAUUGCAUUUGAUGACAUUGAAAUAGCUCUUUCCGAGUUUGAGGACGGGCCUUUCUUCCUUGGGCAGUUUAGUCUGGUGGAUAUAGCUUAUGCACCUUUUAUUGAAAGAUUUCAUCCUUUUUUUAUGGAUGUGAAGAAUUAUGAUAUUACUCAUGGCAGACCUAAAUUGGCAACUUGGAUUGAGGAGAUGAACAAAAACGAAGGUUACAAACAAACCAGGCGUGAUCCAAAGGAACUUGUUGAGAGCUACAAGCAACGUUUCAUGGCUCGUCUUUAAACAAAUGGGGAUUCUGUGUUCUUCGUAUCAUGAAAUUGGCACUACCGCACUAGUAUUCGAAUGCUUUAUUAUUUCUGAGAAGAUAGCCCGGCCUUGGAAUUUACUUUCCUCCUAAAGCUUUUGCCUGUAGAAUUAAGUAACCAAUGGGGAAUCAUCUAUUGCUACUGUAUUCAACAGAAUACAGGACCUGCCAUUAUUAAAACAAUCAAGUAGCAUUAACCUGAAAAUUAU
Molecule: messenger RNA, 1231 nt
Organism: Hibiscus syriacus
Lineage: Eukaryota; Viridiplantae; Streptophyta; Magnoliopsida; Malvales; Malvaceae
Product: glutathione S-transferase L3-like
Exons: 10
Coding region: 5-1000 (331 amino acids)
Molecular function (GO): glutathione transferase activity
Source: RefSeq, a predicted model, not a curated record